GCGAAGACGAGAAACUUGCUGCUUCUUUGCUCGACGGGAAGUUUCCCCGGAGCACAUCCAUGCAAGACACCGUUAGGGAAGGACAUGGGAUUCCACCGCCGCCCCAAACAGCCCCGCCCCCGCCUCCCUCUCCAUACUACUUCGACACGGGCCCCCCUCCAUCCUUCUCGCCACCCCCGCCCCCGGGAAGAGCUUACGACACCAUCAGGUCGAGCUUCAAGCCCAGCCUGGAGGCCAAACUCCACGGCCUCCCGCAGGUCAUCAGCGCGGCCGAGAUGUACGACCAGGCCAGGACGUCCAUCCCUUACCCCGAGCGGCAGAAGAGGGCCCGCUCCAUGAUAAUCCUCCAGGAUUCCUCCCACCUCCCCGUGGAGCCCACGGAGAUCCCCCGGCCCGGCCCGUCCGCCACCCCGCCGGAGAAGCUGAAGCGGAAGGGGAGGGUCAUCGACAACCCCUACGCCAACAUGGGGCAGUUCAACGUGAGCCUGUUCGCUCCCGCCAAGCCGCAGAGGAAGAAGAGCCCGCUGGUGAAGCAGCUGCAGGUGGAGGACGCGCAGGAGCGGGCGGCGCUGGCCAUCACCGGCGGCUUCAGCAGGGAGCCCUCGCCCACCCGCCGGGGCCACCGCCUGGGCGGGGUGGAGUACCAGCACCACGCCGGCAUCGCUCAGGUCGAAGCCACCGCGGGCAUCCCCUUUGCCACUGCCAUCGCUGGCGUCAUGAAGGACCGAGACCGUCGCCUGGAUGAGAGGCGGAAAUCCACUGUCUUCCUCUCGGUCGGGGCCAUCGAGGGGACGCCCCCCCCGCCCAGCGAGAUGCCGUCCCUGCAGCAGUCCAGGUCCAUCGAUGAGCGGUUGUUAGGAAGCCGAGAUGUUCUACUGCCUUCCCCCGUCUCAGCUUUAAAGCCAUUAAUUAGCAGCUCGUCCUCGACGUUCAUCCACCCCCUCACGGGAAAGCCCCUGGAUCCGAACUCCCCACUGGCGCUUGCGCUGGCCGCAAGGGAACGGGCCCUGUCCACCCAAGUCCCAUCCCGGUCGCCCACCCCGAUCCACAGCCCCGACUCAGACAGAGCAGCACCCCUGUUCGUGGACAUCCAAACCAAAGAACCAGAGAGGGGCGACUUGGAGAGCUUGGUGUCCCCCGCCUACUCCCCCGGAGGCAAAGGAGUGAUGGGAGCCAUCGGAGCCAUCGCGGCAGACUCUGGGACUUUGGCCCCCGCCAAGAGCCCGUGGGGGACUCCGUCCACGCUGAGGAAAGAGACCGAGGCCCGAGCGGAGACCCCGGGGAAGGAGGAGAAGAAACCGGAGGACAAGAAGUCCAUGAUCAUCAGCAUCGUGGACACGUCGCAGCAGAAGACCGCCGGCCUCAUCAUGGUCCACGCCACCAGUAAUGGCCAAGACGAGAUAGGACUUGAGAUAAAAGAGGAGACCCCGGCCGUCCCCGAGGUCUGCACGGAGCCGGCCGAGCCCCCCCCCAAGGCGGAGCCCCAGCCCAGCCCCGUGGGGAAGCCUCCGGUCAGCCCCGCCGCCGCCGACAAGGCGCUGGGCCAGGGGAGCUCGGAGGAGGAGGUGGAGCCCUACACGGUCACGCUCCCGCCGGCCCAGCUGUCCUCCAGCGACGAGGAGACCAGGGAGGAGCUGGCCAAGAUAGGGCUGGUGCCUCCGCCGGACGAGUUCGCCAACGGGGUCCUGGUGACCACCCCCGGCACGCCCGUGAGCCACCUGGCUACGCCCAGCACGCCAUCCAUACCAGCGGCAGCAGUAGCACCUUCUACCACUGGCGGAACACCCUCAGGGAAGCCCUCCGACGCCCCCGCGGCCCCGGAGUCCGCCGCGGACUCGGGGGUGGAAGAGGUGGACACCAGGAGUUCGAGCGACCACCACCUGGAGACCACAAGCACCAUCUCCACGGUCUCCAGCAUGUCGACGCUGUCCUCGGAGAGCGGGGAGCCCACCGACACGUACACUUCCUUUGCGGAUGGACAAACUUUUAUACUCGAGAAGCCACCAGUGCCUCCAAAGCCAAAACUCAAGUCCCAGCUCAGCAAGGGGCCAGUUACUUUCAGGGACCCACUUUUGAAGCAGUCUUCGGACAGCGAGCUCAUCUCCCAGCAACAUGCGGCCACGCUGGCGUCCGCCAGCAUCGGCCGGCCACGCUACCUCUUUCAGAGAAGGUCCAAGCUAUGGGGGGACCCCAUGGAGAGCAGGCCCAUCCAUGGGGCUGACGAUGACAAGCCAACUGUGAUCAGUGAGCUAAGUUCCCGACUCCAGCAGCUGAACAAGGAUACACGAUCACUGGGGGAGGAACCGGCCGGGUCCACCUUAGACCCCGGGAAGAAGUCGCCGGUGGUCGCGGCACGACGGGCUCCCACGGAAGGACCUUUGACCAGAGGGACUGAGAAAGAGGCCAAGAAAGACUGAGAAUGGGAACGUGAGGUCAGAGUGGAGGAAUUGCUGGAGGCAGUGUUGAUUCCAUCCCCUCAGGACCAGGACCAGGCACACCAGUGUGCCCAGGCUGAGAGGGGCUCGCCUGGCACAGCUCCUGCUCGGUCCUCACCGGUGGUGACAGUGACAGCAGAGCAGAGGGACAAACUUCCUUUCAUCCUGCCCUUGGGAAUGGCCCUUGUGUGGGGACACACGGACCCGGCUCUGCUGGAGCUGCCCUGGCAGUGUGAGGCCGACAGCACCUUCUCCCUGUUUAACCUGGAAUCACAGAGCCACUGAGGUUGGAAAAGCCC
Messenger RNA from Neopelma chrysocephalum (saffron-crested tyrant-manakin), 2734 nucleotides. RefSeq names its product SH3 and multiple ankyrin repeat domains protein 3-like. Gene Ontology annotation, molecular function: ionotropic glutamate receptor binding; synaptic receptor adaptor activity. The record is from RefSeq and is a predicted model, not a curated record. Gene Ontology annotation, cellular component: postsynaptic membrane; dendritic spine; postsynaptic density. Lineage: Eukaryota; Metazoa; Chordata; Aves; Passeriformes; Pipridae.